Pelmatolapia mariae (spotted tilapia) is the source of this 1806-nucleotide messenger RNA. Its product is annotated as hereditary hemochromatosis protein homolog. The record is from RefSeq and is a predicted model, not a curated record. Bases 39 to 1127 code for a protein of 362 amino acids. Gene Ontology annotation, biological process: immune response. NCBI's taxonomy places the organism in Eukaryota, Metazoa, Chordata, Actinopteri, Cichliformes, Cichlidae. The transcript is spliced from 2 exons. Gene Ontology annotation, cellular component: external side of plasma membrane.
CCAACCGGAAUAUUUCAGGACUGAUCAGCUUCAUCGACAUGUUUGUCCUGCAGCUGAUGUUGAUGUCUCUGCUGCUCCACCGCACCAUGAGCUCAGGUACAGGACGACACUCCCUCUGGGCGCUCGCCUCCUACAUCCCAGGCUCCGCCCACUUCCCAGAGUUCACUGUUGUUCUGAUGUUGGAUGACAUCCAGGUGGGAUACUAUGACUCAAAGGUCAACCGGGUGAUGAGGGCGAGCACAGCAUCUGACCACGAAGCGGAACUCAACCUGGGCCAGGAGCCCGUGAGUGUGCUACGAGACAUUUACUCCAGCAUGAGGAAGAGGCUGAAUCUGGUAAAGCAUCACUUUAACCUGACCAUCGAUGGAGUUCAUGUCCAGCAGAGGCUGGCAGGGUGCGAGGUGCUGGAGGACGGCCAGCCGGCACUCAUCAUGUCCAGAGACGGCUCCAACGGGCAGGACGCCGACAGCCUGCUCUACAACAUGACCCACUUCACGUAUGCUGUCAGGGAGGGCUGGGAGAUCCAGUGGGACGCCCUAAAGAAAACAUCUGUCCAGAUGCUGUAUAGAAACGUCUAUGUCCCGAUCUGCGUGCAGACGCUCCAACACUUCCUGGAGCGUGAGAAGCACCUUGUGAUGCGAAGGGUGAAGCCUCGACUCCGCUUUAUCACCAGGCAAGUGGUGGGCGGGGCUCAGGUCACCUGCCUGGCCACUGACUUCUACCCUCGCCACAUUAACCUGAGCCUGCUGCGGGACGGCCAGCCCGUGGACGAAGGCGAGCUGCGCAUCGGCUCGGUGCUGCCCAAUGGGAACGGCCUCUACCAAGUGAGGAAGACACUGAUGGUCGGCGAAAAGGAGCUGCAGAGGAAACACAACUACACCUGUGAGGCGUCUCACCUGAGCCUGGACAACCGGCUGAGGGUAAACUGGAGGGCGGAGUCAUCGUACUCUCACAGAGUUCAUUCCAUCUCGCCUCUGGUCUUCCUGCUGCUCGCUGCCGUCCUGCUGCUGCUGCUGGUGCUGAGGAGGAGGAGAAGGAGGAGGAAGGAGAGGUCAGAGGGCGUGGCCACAGAAACACAGGAGCAGGUGGGAGAGAGUGAGCAGUCAGACGACCUCGUGACCUCAUGACGUGACUCUGUGUGGCAUCAGAAUCACCUUUAUAGGUGUACCUACAGAAGGAACUGAGCUCCAGUUUGUCGCUGCUCUCGCUGCAAACAGAACACAGUAACAUGUAUGAAAUUUUCACAUGUACAAAAAUAUAUUUGCAUAUAACAUAUUUCCAUCAUGAACUCUGUACUAACAGAGCAUCUGUGGAGGCGGAGCUCCAGUUGUAGUGAGAGAAAUUCUACGGUUUAGAUUGGAUUUUACUAAUUAGCAGUAUGUGUGGAUGCAGACUGAUAGUCUAACUAGCAUUAGACACUCUCGACCAAUUAAGGUCACUUCCUGAAACAAAUCAUGGAGAUUAAGUAUCGGAAUUUCAGGAGCGUGACCACGCCUCCAAACACGCUCCUUCUGAUUCUCAUCAUGUUCCCCCAGUUCUGCAAGCUGUUCAUUCUCGUUUACGAGCCCCACCCUCCCUUUUCAAUUCUCCAACUUCUUCACCUCUGUUUAGUACACAGGGGUCUGCCAGGCCCCUUCCAGGCCUUCCCCAAACCGCAGCUCAGUUCAUGUCUAAGCUUUUACCUACUAAAAAUGAGGGCGUGGCCCAGCGUGUGAAAUAAAUGAAUUAAUAACACAGCGCUUCAAAAUACUAGAAGCUUCAAAAUGAACCCAGAAACAGAAAUGUCCGUCUGUUAUUUAUAAUAAA